AUGGGUGGCAAGUCUUUCUACUUCAGUAUCGGGCCCAAGACGCAGUGGCGCCACAAACACGCGGGCCUUAGCUUUACGAGACGCCAACCCGAGAUCAAGCAACAAGUGUCCAUCACCUGGGCGGGACGUUUGCCAUUCACAUCUUCCCCGCCCCAUCAAUACGCCGAGACUGGCUUUCGUGUCGUGGGCGCUCUCUUGGUUCUUCGAUUCCAAGACCUUAUGGAUCGUCCGCCUGUGCCCUCAGCCGAUGAACAUGAUGUCAUGAUUUCGGAGCACGAUCUUCAAAACGUCGCCGUUCGUAUAUGGAGACGGAGGGAGUGA
Sporothrix schenckii 1099-18 is the source of this 321-nucleotide messenger RNA. RefSeq lists its product as uncharacterized. The record is from RefSeq and is a predicted model, not a curated record. The transcript has a single exon. Lineage: Eukaryota; Fungi; Ascomycota; Sordariomycetes; Ophiostomatales; Ophiostomataceae. Bases 1 to 321 code for a protein of 106 amino acids.